UCACAAGGGAUCGUAUUAUAUUCGAUGACCUCUCUGCCAAUCGACAGUUUGUAACAGCUUAGCGAUCGAUUCGAAACGUGUCCUCUAAGAGUCUCUCAUUGCCUGUCGCACGGUUCUUUUGUCUUCGUGAUUCUAAUAUCGGAGUGCAGUGUUUCUUCGGUAUUCACGAAAAUGAGUGAAAAAUUGCCAACGCCUUCCACGAAAUCCGUCGGUGUUCGGGAAUCGAAGAAUAUCGCAUCGAAAGAAGCUUGCAAGAAGAAGGAGCAAACACCGAAAACAAAGAAAGAGGAUGCCGAGAUGGUGAAGAAAGUAAAAGAAACGCACGAGGUGAAAAGUUCUCAAAAUAUCAUGUCUAAAAUUUUCUCCUUCAACAAACCUGAGGAUCCUGAAACUACAGAAAUAUCCAAGGCUAUGUCCGAAAUAUCUGUAUCCAAGCGUGAUGAUUCUGAAGCUAACGAGAUAUGCCACGUACUCAAGGACACAUCCAAAAUAUCCACCUCCACGAAAUUUGUGGCUUCUUUCUGCUAUCCGGAAAUAAGCCAAACGUCCACCUCCAAAAAAUCUGAUGAUUCUGAUAAAGCUAAAGAGGCAGGCGAAGUGCUCAAGGAUACGUCCACCUCUAUGAAACUUGAGGCUUCUGAAGUUUCAGAAAUAGACGAAACGCCCAAGAAUACGUCCGAAAUGUCCACCUCCGAAAAGCCUGAUACUUCUGAUAAAGCUAAAGAGGCAUGCCAAGUGCUCAAGGAUAUGUCCGAAGAUACGUCCACCUCUCCGGAACUUGAGGCUUCUAAAAUUCCGGAAGUAAGCCAAACGUCUAAGACUACGUCCGAAAUGCCCACCUCCGAAAAGUCUGAUGCUUCUGAUAAAGUUAAAGAAGUAUGCCAAAUGCUCAAGGAUAUGUCCGAAGAUACGUCCACUUCCAUGAAAGUCGAGGCUUCUAAAGUUCCGGAAGUAGGCGAAACACUCAAGAUUGCGUUUGAAAUGUUCACCUCCGAAAAGCCUGAUGCUUCUGAUAAAGCUGAAGAGGUGUGCCAAGUACUCAAAGAUACGUCCAAAGACACGUCCACCUCCACGAAACUUGAGGCUUCUAAAGUUCCGGAAGCAGGCGAAACACUCAAGACUGCGUCCGAAAUGUUCACCUUCAAAAAGUCUGGUGAUUCUGAUAAAGCUAAAGAUGUAUGCCAAGUGCUCAAGGAUAUUUCCGAAGAUACGUCCACCUCUGCGGAACUUGAGGCUUCUAAAACUCCGGAAGUAAGCCAAAUGCCUAAGACUACGUCCGAAAUGCCCACCUCCGAAAAGUCUGAUGCUUCUGAUAAAGUUAAAAAAGUAUGUCAAGUGCUCAAAGAUAUGUCCGAAGAUACGUCCACCUCUGCGGAACUUGAGGCUUCUAAAACUCCGGAAGUAAGCGAAACGCCUAAGACUACGUCCGAAAUGUCCACCUCCGAAAAGUCUGAUGCUUCUGAUAAAGCUAAAGAGGUAUGCCAAGUGCUCAAGGAUACGUCCAAAGAUACAUCCACCUCCACGAAACUUGAAGCUCCUAAAGUAAAUCAGACACUCAAAACCACAUCCGAAAUGUCCAUCUCCGAAAAAUCUGAUGCUUCUGAUAAAGCUAAAAAGGUAUGCCAAGUGCUCAAGGAUACGUCCAAAGAUACAUCCAUCUUCACGAAACUUGAAGCUCCUAAAGUUCCUGAAGCAAAUCAAACACCCAAGACCACAUCCGAAAUGUCCACCUCCAAAAAGUCUGGCGAAGCUAAAGAAAUAUGCCGCGUGCUCGAAGAUACGUCCAAAGAUACGUCCACCUCUACGAAACUUGAGGUUUCUAAAGUUCCGGAAGUAGACCAAACGCCCAAGACUACAUCCGAAAUGUCCACCUCUGAAAAGCCUGAUGCUUCUAACAAACCUAAAGGAAUAUUGCAAGUGAUCAUGGAGUCGUCCGGAAUAUUCAGCUCUAGGAAAUCUGAAGCUACUGAAGUUCCGAAAGUAGACCAAAUGCCCAAAACUACAUCCGAAAAAUCCACCUUGCAACUUGAGACUUCUAAAACUCCGGAAGAAAAUAUUUUCCAAAUGCCUUCGCUCGAAAAAAUCACCUCCCUCGUACCUCCGUCUUCUAAAAGUCAAGUUCCAGAAGGAUCUGAAGCUACAUCCAUCUCCACCAAUCUUGAAGAACCAAAUGUUCCUGAAGUAUGCAAAAAGCCGAAAAUUACGCCCGAAACUUCCACGUUAUACGAAGUUCCAGAAGUUUCAGAAUUACAAUCCGACUCUGCAUCCGAGUAUACUGCAAUUUGCAUUUCUAAAUCUAAGGAUGAGACAAAAUCCAUGGAAGAUGUGAAAGGUGACGAUUCAGAAAAUCUUUCUAAAAAAUUGGCAGAAUGUUCUCUUAAAACUGCGAAGGAUACUGAAGUUGACGAGGUUGGCAAGAUAGUAAUGAUACCCAUCGAACGAGGUAUGUUGAAUAUAUCACCUGGACAGAUGAAUAUGUUGCAACAUAAACGUUGGCCGCCCUUAUCAACGCCGAAUUUGAAGGAACGUCCUUUAGUCCUGGCAACGUAUCAUAUGGUGCCUUCACUGCCGAUCCAACUCUUCGAGGUACUCGCGGAAAUAAUCGAAUUUGUCACGAGAAAGCCAGUUGUCUUGUUACACGAGACCAGACUCAACCGACAAAUUCCAGAGUUCGUUGAUAUAGCUGUCAUGCCAGCGUACGAAAUUUGGAAAGAUGGUGCGCUCUUACCUGCAAGCUUCGUCUUCGAGCAUCGUCUAAAUAAAAAUAUGUCGCCCCAUGUGUACGCCGACAUACUCGUUCAAUCUCCAGUACCUACGUAUUGUAAAGAGAUUCUGAGUUAUCGAGGACAUAAAUGCAUUGUUACGCAAAGAAGAAGCCAAUUUACCGCCACUGGAACGCUCUUCAAACAUUUAUACGCAAAAGGCGAAAACCUUUUAUUUUUUAGCAAUUUAAUAGAAGCUAAGACGGAGCUCGAAGUACUGGAAAUGAUGGCCGACAGACGAGCGGAUUUAGCAAUUCUGGAAUCACCAGUGAUCAGAUGCAACAAGCACAAUGUACCCGGUGUGGAAUCUCUCAAUAUCUUUACUACUUUGGGACCUUUGCCGCCCUAUCGCAUUAUGAUCAAAAAAUCGCUAGAAGAUAAAAUAUCUGAACCGCUCACAAACUAUCUGCUGAAUAUAACCAAGAACAAGGACUGGCUAGACAGACUACUUCCCUUCGGCAUCAAAGGUUUUGCCAGGAACUCGACAAAUAACUAUAGACCUGAGAGAGUUCAUAUAUUGAAAAAUGUACCUUACUAUUAAAAUUAUUUUAGACUUCUGUCUUUUAGCAUUUUUGCUUCUGUUUUAAGCCGAUAUACAUAUAUACGCAUUCUUUUUUUUUUGUUUUAGUAUAACAUUCUUUAUUAAAUCUAAAUAAAUACAAUAAUUUGCAAAU
Messenger RNA from Solenopsis invicta (red fire ant), 3436 nucleotides. RefSeq names its product proteoglycan 4. The transcript is spliced from 7 exons. NCBI's taxonomy places the organism in Eukaryota, Metazoa, Arthropoda, Insecta, Hymenoptera, Formicidae. The record is from RefSeq and is a predicted model, not a curated record. Bases 172 to 3303 code for a protein of 1043 amino acids.